Messenger RNA from Salvelinus fontinalis (brook trout), 1916 nucleotides. RefSeq lists its product as uncharacterized. Gene Ontology annotation, biological process: response to bacterium. NCBI's taxonomy places the organism in Eukaryota, Metazoa, Chordata, Actinopteri, Salmoniformes, Salmonidae. The transcript has 6 exons. The record is from RefSeq and is a predicted model, not a curated record. Bases 1 to 1083 code for a protein of 360 amino acids.
AUGAUCAGACAUUGGGCAAUCUUUUUGUUUUAUGCCAACUCCGUUUGUGCAUUAACCAAGGACAUUGUUCAACCAAACCCAGUGAUGGUUACUCACCGGGGAGCUAGUGUGAACAUCACUUGCUUUUGGCCAACUGAUGUGAAUACCGAUGUUGUUUGGUUCAAGCAGACUCUUGGACAAAAACCCCUUCUCAUGACAUCGACACUUUCCAGUGGACAAUAUUUUUACUUCAACAACUUUACCAAGGAUUUCACUGAGACUGAACACCUGAGUGUGAAGAGAGGAGUUGACAGCUUUAACCUGACCAUCUCCAAGACAGAGUCAGGGGACUCAGCUACUUACUACUGUGGUGCUAUGAAAGUGGGCAAAGUCAUAUUUGGAGAAGGAACUGUAUUGAUUGUAAAAGGUUCAGAGUCCAACAGCAUGUCUGUACUCCAGCAGCCUGUGUCUGAGUCAGUCCAGCCAGGAGACUCUGUGACUCUGAACUGUACAAUACACACUGAGACCUAUGCAGGAGAACACAGUGUCUAUUGGUUCAGACAUGGCUCAGGAGAAUCCCGUCCAGGAAUCCUUUACACCCAUGGAAACAGGAGAGAUCAGUGUGAGAAGAGCCCUGAGGCUGGGUCUCUUACACAGAGCUGUGUCUACAACCUCCACAAGGGGAAAGUCAGCCUCUCUGAUGCUGGGACUUACUACUGUGCUGUGGCCUCAUGUGGGGAGAUACUGUUCGGGAACGGGACAAAGCUGGAUGUUGACCAUGGUUGUAAGGGGGACCAGGUUCUUUUGGUGUACUGUCUGGGUGUAGCGUCGGGUCUGUGUGUCAUCAUCAUAAUUGUCCUUUGUUGUGUUUUGUAUAAGAUGAUCAAGAAAACCUCUCUGCUGUGCAGAGGAACGCAACCUCAGACAAGUGGUCUGGCAGUCGCCAGUUCUCAUAACCAGGAUCAAGAACACGAUGACACACUCACAUCGGUCCAUUACGCUGCUCUGAAUGUCAUCCACAAGAAGCCAAAGACCCAGAGACAGAGGAGCACCUUGGAGAGAGACACUGUUUACUCUGGUGUGAGGUGCCAAAACACGGACUGAAACAUCAACGUUUGCUCUUUAAUAAUGUGCAUUGAUUGUUUUGUUUUCUACACUAUAUGAAUAACUAUGGCUUUUUCAUUGUGUGUUACAAUUUGUUGUAUUCUGUUCGAGCUCCUUUUAAUAACGUUUCAUGUUCAAAAUUGUGCACUCUCCUCAAACAAUAGCAUGGUAUUCUUUCACUGUAAUAACUACUGUAAAUUGGACAGUGCAGCUAGAUAAACAAGAAUGUAACCUUUCUGCCAAUAUCAGAUAUGUCUAUGUCCUGGGAAUUUUUCCUGUUACUUAUAACUUCAUGCUAAUCGCAUUAGCCUAUGUUAGCUCAACCGUCCCGUGGAAGGGUCACCGAUCCCGAAUUAAAACCUCUUAAGGAUUACCCCGUUUUCUUUCAAUUUUCGCCUAAAAUAAGAUACCCAAAUCUAACUGCCUGUAGCUCAGGCCCUGAAGCAAGGAUAUGCAUAUUCUUGGUACCAUUUGAAAGGAAACACUUUGACGUUUAUGGAAUUGUGAACGGAAUGGAGUAGAAUAUAACGCAAUAGAUCUGGUAAAAGAUAAUACAAAGAAAAAAACAACUUUUCUUUUGUAUUUUUUUUGUACCAUCAUCUUUGAAAUGCAAGAGAAAGGCCAUAAUGUAUUAUUCCAGACCAAUUUAGAUUUUGGCCACUAAAUGGCAUUAGUGUAUGAGCAAAGUUUUAGACUGAUCCAAUGAACCAUUGUAUUUCUGUUAAAAAUGUUGUAUCUAGAUUGCCCAAAUGUGCCUAAUUUGUUUAUUAACAUUGGUGUCGUUGAGCAUUUUAGAGUAGAUACAAUAAAACAUUAAACUGCUUUCAUAUAGA